AAAAAAAAAAUAAGUUAACAACCAGAUGCAUAAUUGAAAUAAAAUAAAAUAAAUGCUAGCCCAAUUAUCACACAAAGGCAAACACUGUUUAUAAUUUUUGUAUAUUAGAAGGAAAAAUCUAGUAAUUUACUCUGUCUCAUUUAGUGAAAUUAUGUGAGUCGCAAGGCAGAAACUGAGCUUUGUAAAGAAUAAAAAAAAAAAAAGAAAAAUUUCUCUUCAUAUUUUUUUUUUUUUUUGUGCUUGUUUAGAACUAUGCUUAAUCCAGAUAUUAACAUUCACAAGAAGAAAUCAGGAAUAGUACAGCUUGUUACUGAUAAGAAAAAAAAACAAUUAUUUGAAAAUAUUGUUUAUCUUAUUGAUGAUGCCUUACCUGUUGCCCAACAACAAGAGUUAAAAAACAUGUUAAAUAGUAAUGGAGGCACAUUAGGGAAUUUGGAGAAUAACAUUCCUAAUUUAUACAUCUCAAUGAAUAACUGUUCUUUACAACAGAUAAAAACUGUUUCUCCAUUUUGGGUUAAAAAUGCUAUAAUCAGGGGAAUUGUUCAAAAGAAGCAUGAUAGGAAAAAACAAUUUUUAUCCGGGGAAAUAAUUUUGUUAUCAGAUCUACCGGAAAGUAGAAAAAGAACUAUCUUCAAAGAAAUAAAUCGUUAUGGAGGUGAAUAUAGUAAUGAAAUAACAAAAAACAUUACAUGCCUGGUAUGCACUUCUGCUAGUGGUGAAACUUACAAUGAAUGUAUAAAAAGAAAUAUCCCAGUUGUUCUUCCACAAUGGCUAGAUGAUUGUUUUCGAUUUCAACAAAAGUUCGACUAUAAACCUUAUCGCCUUCCAUCACCUUAUGUUUAUUACUUUCAAAAUCCACGUCCUGCACGUCUAUUUUCCUAUCCAACAGAUACUAAUUCUUUAAAUUCUAUUCUCCCUCAAGGAAUAGAUGACAGAGAACCCAUAUUUAAGAACCAUUUCAUUUACUUUGGACAAGAUGUAAUGGCAGAUCAACGUAAAUUGUAUAUGAUGCCUAUUAUAACAAGUUAUAUUGAACGUUUAGGUGGCCGUGUCAUGAAUGAUUAUAAUUCUGAUUUGACUACCAUUGUUAUAUUAAAAUAUCGUUCAUCUGAAGAAUACAUACAAGCAGCUAAAGAUGGUAAAUGCAUUGCAAGUUUUUGGUGGAUAUCAAAUACACUUGCAAGAGGCUAUCUAUGUUCUCCUCUUUCUGUCUUGUUGGAUUAUCCUAUACCCAAGAUAGGUAUCCCUGGUAUGAUAGAUUGUGUUAUUGCGAUUACAGGAUAUAAAGGUGCUCAGAGGACAUUCCUCAAUGCACUAGUAAUUGCUUCUGGAGCAAAACUUUCUACGUCUCUAUGUAAUGGUACAACGCAUUUAAUAUGUGCAAGUCAUUGUGCUAGUAAAUAUGCAGAUUUGAAUAAAUUUCCAGCAAUCAUUUUGGUUAACCAUAUUUGGCUAGAAGAAUGUUAUACAAAUUGGAAAAAAAUCGACUAUAAAAGUGAUCGACGAUAUAGUUAUAUUCCUCAAAAUAACAAAUCAUUAGACCAUUUAGUAGCCAGGACUUGUUUAAUGCCACACAUAUUGAAACAACGAGAACGUGAAGUGUUAAAUGGUGAGCCAAAAAUAACCUAUCAAGAAUUUAAAAAGAAAACAGGAAAGACGGCUUUAAGACUUGCAAAAAAAUUUAAUAAUUUUAAUACAUAUAAAGCAUAAAAAAGAUGAAUAAUUC
Molecule: messenger RNA, 1726 nt
Organism: Cokeromyces recurvatus
Lineage: Eukaryota; Fungi; Mucoromycota; Mucoromycetes; Mucorales; Mucoraceae
Product: BRCT domain-containing protein
Exons: 8
Coding region: 253-1710 (485 amino acids)
Biological process (GO): double-strand break repair; DNA double-strand break attachment to nuclear envelope
Cellular component (GO): nucleus; Cul8-RING ubiquitin ligase complex
Source: RefSeq, a predicted model, not a curated record